This is a messenger RNA of Pimephales promelas (fathead minnow), 1590 nucleotides long. RefSeq names its product abhydrolase domain containing 10, depalmitoylase b (gene abhd10b). Gene Ontology annotation, biological process: protein depalmitoylation. Gene Ontology annotation, cellular component: mitochondrion. Gene Ontology annotation, molecular function: palmitoyl-(protein) hydrolase activity; hydrolase activity, hydrolyzing O-glycosyl compounds. NCBI's taxonomy places the organism in Eukaryota, Metazoa, Chordata, Actinopteri, Cypriniformes, Leuciscidae. The record is from RefSeq and is a predicted model, not a curated record.
GUUAUUAUCUCAGCGGUGGUGGGUGGUGAGACAGCAUGGCAGCGCUGGUUCUGAAGCAUUGUUGGAGAGGACUUUUGCUAAACUCGGGUAAUGGAGCUGUCGACGCUGUCAGACCGAGGGUUUUGGAAGGAGUUAGACAUAAAUCUACAGUACAGUACAUAUCACGGCCAGACCAACCUAAGCUGGCCUAUCGUAGAGUGAAGGGCAAGAGUCCUGGUGUCGUGUUCCUGCCUGGAUAUGGAUCCAACAUGAGCGGACAGAAGGCAGAGGCCAUGGAGGAGUUCUGCAGAUCUCUAGGUCAUGCCUACCUGAGGUUUGAUUACUCUGGUCAUGGAGCUUCUGAAGGUGUAUUUUCAGAAGGCACCAUUGGAACUUGGAAAAAAGAUGUCCUGUUCAUGUUAGACGAACUUGCUGAAGGUCCUCAGAUUCUUGUUGGCUCCAGUAUGGGUGGCUGGCUGAUGCUUUUGGCUGCUAUCGCUCGCCCAGAGAAGACAAAGGCAUUGGUGGGCAUUUCCACAGCAGCAGAUCAUUUUGUUACAGCCUUUAAGACACUUCCUAUAGAGGUGAGAAAAGAGUGUGAGGACAAGGGUUCAUGGACGAUCCCCACGAAAAGUAACGAGGAGGGCAUGUACACUGUGAGUAUGGAUUUCCUGCGUGAUGCGGAGAACCACUGCAUCCUACAGAGCCCCAUCCCUAUCACCUGCCCGGUUCGUCUCAUUCACGGCCUGAAAGACGAGGACGUGCCCUGGCACAUCUCCAUGCAAGUGGCCGAGCGUGUGCUGAGCCCUGACGUGGACAUCAUUCUACGGCGCCACGGCCUGCACCGUAUGGCUGAAAAAGAUGACAUCAAGCUCAUUGUCUACACCAUCGAUGACCUCAUUGACAAACUUACCACCAUGGUGUGAGCCACCGUUUUGGAACAGGUUACCAUGCAACUAGCCUUCGGACCCUCUCCCACUUGUUUUUGCCAAACACUCACUUCCUGUUUUAUCUCGCAAGACAAGAAUGAUGGGAAAAGAGUGAACUGUGGGAGGGCAAAAUCUUUCUUUUACAUGUUUACCCAGUGCAAUGCUGUGCCAUUAAGCCUUUAAGGCAAAGCUGCUGUUUAUCUGGCACAAGAUUUGUCUAGAUCUCCUGUGCCUUUUUUUAACCAUUUUUUCAAACCGUUUUAUGCAAAUAAAACCUCUGUAUACCAAUACAUAAUGAUAUACUGUAUUCCUCUGAGGAAUAUUCCAGUUUCAGUGCAAGUUAAGCUCAGUCGACAGCACAGAAUUUUAAAAGUAAAUUCAUCUGAUCCAUUGAUUAAAACAAUGGAUCUGUUAUUUUAAUUUUUUUAACUAAAUAAAAUGUCUCAUCGUUCACUUCUGUUAAAGUUAGAUCUUGUGUAUUUGAGCUGUUUACUUAAUUUUAUUGUCAUUUUGGUGUUUAUGGCUUUGCGUUGUCAUUGCAUACAACUUUAAGUGAUCAUUUUCUCUCUCUCUCCCACACUUAAAUCAUUGUUUGCAUCUUGUGACUAUAAUAUUGAAUGGUGAGUAUUUUAAAGUUUAUGAAUUGGCCCCAUUAAUUUCUAUUAUACGUCACCGUAACCCA